Messenger RNA from Striga hermonthica, 1539 nucleotides. The record is from the annotation of a GenBank genome assembly. Lineage: Eukaryota; Viridiplantae; Streptophyta; Magnoliopsida; Lamiales; Orobanchaceae.
AUGGGGGAUGAAUUAUCGGAAAAACUUAAAAAGUUCAGGCUCUCGGAAAAAGAAGUGAACGGGCUAGAAAUUUCGGAGGAUGAUUUUGAAGUUGAUCUAAGAGACUGCAAACUUAGUUUGAUUGGAAAAAUUUACGGCGAGAAAAAAGCUAAUUUUGGGGGACUCAAGACCACAUUGAGUAAUAUAUGGAGUACGGAAGCCCCUUUUACAGUGAGAAGCAUUGGUGCUAAUCUAUUCCAAUUCAUCUUUCAGAAGGUUGAAGACAAGGAUAAAAUACUCUUGGGGAAGAGCUGGACUUUUGAUGGACAGUAUAUCAUCCUUAAAGAGUGGAAUCCGAAUAAUACUGAGUUCUUAGAAGACGAUGAGAAGAUAAAACUGUGUGUGCAGAUUCAUGAUCUUCCUCUCCACUUGCUUACAUUUGACAUAGGGUUGAAGAUUGGAGGUAUCAUUGGAACAGUGUUGGAUGUGUUGGUCCCAAAUUCUACCAGUGUCAUUGGAAGAAUCCUCAGAGUCCUUGUGGAAUUCAAUCUCAAAGACAAACUGUUAAGGGGAACAAAUAUUAAACUUGGAGCCGACAACAAAUGGGUAGAGUUCAGGUACGAAAAUCUCCAAUCUUUUUGCUUUUAUUGUGGUCGCAUUGGUCAUACUGAUAGAAAUUGUGCUAAUAAAAAAGAGGACAUUAGUCGGAAAAUGCUUAACUUAGGUCAAUACGGUGAAUGGUUAAGGGCUAGUUCUGGGUAUAUGGGGGAUUUUAAAAGUUCUAAACCCAUGGAGUCAGGGGGCUCUAAGGGUCAGGACAAGCCUAAUGAUAAUUUGGUUGAAUCUUUUGAUGUGGCUGAUAAAUCUAAAGCUCACAGUCCCCAGGUUGAUAGGGAUAAUGAUCUCAUGGGGCUGGAGAGUGAGACAAGGUCUCCUUCUCCCAAUGGGACAGGACCUCUGGUUGAGACCAAUCAUGUUGAUUUAAUCCCAGAGGUUCACCCUUUGAGUGGCAACUCUGAUAUUGAUCAGGAUAAUCCUCUUCUUCUGACUGAAGGGAGCACUCAGCAUCUUUCCAUUGGAAAAUCUGCAGUGGCUAAAAAAAGGAAACCUAUCUUGAGAAAGGUUAAACCAACUUCUGUGCUUAUGGAAGUUGAUGCAGGGGAAACCCUUGCCACUGUCCCCCUUAAGUCCAGAUCUUUGGCUAAGAGAAGAAAGACCAACAGUCUUGAGAACCUCAGGAAUUCAAGAGGUGCUCAUGCUGGUGUGGCUGAUGUUCCUGCUGAAGAGGAGGCAGCUGGUAAGGGUUUUAGGGAACUGGGAAGGGUAGGUCAGUGGAGUUUAACUGUCAGUGCCCAUUUUGAUCCUUAUGCUCAGAUUGCUGUUCAUUGCCAGGCCUUUUGUGAAGGAAAACCUGAUGUCCACUUCCAAGAGAUUCUAUGGUGUCCCAGCCAGGAGGAGUCAUUAUGGUUGAUGGCUGUGAGAGGAGUUCUGUUAAAAGCUAAAAACUUGGGAUGGACCUCUAUCAAUUGUGGUCUGAGCAAUAAGCUACUUGUGGAAUAG